UCGAGUCAGUCUGCGUCCGCCAGUCGUCGCGACGUCCUCGCUUCGUGGUGACUUUUGCGCCGAUUCUAUCCGUCGUUUCGUACCGUGACCAAUGCUCGGAUCGACGAAUCUUCCAAUUGCACGCGUAGUCGCAAUCUUUCGACGGCUUCCUUGAAAAGCCCGUUCGAAUUCUUCUACAUCGAAUUGCCCAAUUAUUUCGUCUCUCGGGGGGAGCUACGCCACGCUUUUGUGCAAACAGGGGGUUGAUUUGUCGCCAUCCGUCCCAGAGAGUUUGCGGUUCAUCGGGGGAAAUUUCGAUCGAUCGAGUGUGAGAUCAAGAGCGAGAGAAUUGUCGCGCGUUGUGCGAUCGGUAGACACAUACGAGAGGAGGAGGAGUGUUUUCACAGGAAGGGGAGGAGGAUCGUUCCUCUCGAGGAAGCACAUUGAAUAGUAACGUCGCGAGACACGACGACGACGACGACGACGACGUGUCGACGAGGAUUCGCUUCUUGUGCUUGGUAUUUCUCCCUUUUCCACAUCGUUUCACCCUUCCCCUCCCUCCUUUUUUUUCUCGCACCUGUGUUUCGCGCAACCGACUUGCCACGAAAGAUCAACCGAGGAGAGAGAAAGAAUCGAGCAGAAAAAGACACGGAAAUUUGCUCCUCGUCCGCUCUUUUUUCCCCUCUCAUUUUUCUCCCCUCUCUUUUUCUUUCUCUCUCUCUCUUUUUUUCUCUUUCUCUAUUUUUUCCCCGAUUUCCCCUCGAAUCGACGAACAGAGUUUCUUGUGCGCGUCGGUGGAUGGAUCGUCGCCUUUGACAUCCCUCGAUAUCUGUCGGCUAUUAUCGUUCGGUGAGUUGGAGAUGAGUCGUGGCGCGUAGUUGGUCGAGAGAGGAUCGACGCCGCGUUUCGCGUUUCAUGCGAGUGUAAAAAAAGAAAAGUGAGGCGGAAAAGCGGAGGGAAGAGAGGGGUAGUGGUGGAAAAGUGCAAGCUGGCAAGGCCUACGGCUCCACUUCCGUUCCCCGAUAUCCUGCUCCCCGCCCGUGGAAAACAGUCGAGUUUGGCGACGGAGUCGAGGAUUCUCUCUAAGACGUAGAUUCUGUAGACGGGUUUAUCAGCUGUGCAUGUCCCAGUUCACUGGUAUCGGCGAGUACAGCUGCCACGGCCAAUUUCUGUAACACCCGGAAAGCUUACGGCGCGUUGCAGUGGGAAUUUUAAACUGCUGCCCCGGCUGCCCGUUCGAGUGGGCUGGACUUUAGAGCUGGAGGAUAUACAUGGUGAAAGUUUUGGCGAUGAAGAUGAGCAAAGUGGGCAACCAGACCAAUUCGCAGGACCCACAGGCGGUGAAUUCCCGGGUUUUCGUCGGGAAUCUAAACACGUUCCAGUGCAGCAAGACCGAUGUGGAGCGAAUGUUUCAGCGUUACGGCCGUCUGGCAGGAAUAUCUAUGCACAAAGGCUAUGCAUUCGUGCAAUUCACAAAUCCCUUUGAUGCCCGGAGCGCCUGCCUCGGCGAAGAUGGCCGCACCGUUCUUAGCCAGAUACUCGACGUUAACAUGGUGGCCGAGCCGAAACCCCAUCAAACUGGGCGCAAGCGACAGAACGUGACCAAGACUGGCAACGAUUGGGACUACUACUACGACAGUUACUACGCGUCCACCGCUUUUCCACCCCGUUUGGCGCCACCAUUGAAGAGACCCCGGCUGAUGCCACCGGCUCGAUCCCAACAUCCUAAACAACAGAAGCAACAACCCGCUACGAACACGGCAACUGUACCCGAUCUGAAUCAACUUAAAGUGUAUAGCAACCCGGAUAUCCUGAUCUGCGGCAAUUGCAGGGAGAUGUUUACGGAUCUGGGCGAGUUGCUCGAGCACAAGCGGAAUUACUGCAAACUGCGGUUCACAUGUAAAUGUCACACCUUCAAUGGAACAGCCCCAAGAGAUUCUACAACGGCUCUGCUAUGCGUUCUCUGCAAGGUAUCAUUCCCCUCAGCAUGGGAAUUGAUGGUUCACGCCCAGGCAGCUCACAUGAUCAACAUUUACGAGUUGGGAACCCGACCCCAAAGCCCCAGAUCCGCUCCCAGCCCCCCUCAGAGUCCAAGCCAACAUCAGAAGGAAUCAUCACCGUCACCGCAAGAUUUUCAGGAAACCAAAGCAUCAGAUUAUGAGGAACGCGCGGAAGAAGAAGAUCUGGAUGGACACGAAUUAUUGCCCUCCCCUGACAGUGGUAAAUCAACAGACAACGAGGCAGCUUUGUCACCGAUUAAAAUACGAUCUGACGUAAAUGGACUGGACCACGAAGAAUGCGACGAAUUGAUCCACGUUGAGAACACUACACAAGCUUGUAUCAUGCAUGCCCUCAGCAUUGACUCGUCCUUGGAACUAAACUCUGACACAAACUCGAGGGGAAGUUCUGGCCCAGUCAUGGCGUUGACUAAUGGAUCCUUGUCUGCGAAGGAAUAAGUCGAAGAGGAGAGAGAGAAAAAAAAAAAAGAGAAGAAGAAGAAGAAGAAGAAAAUUAGCCAUUGCAACAAGGUUUUCCCUAUCCAAGGGAUUCCCUGUACCAACGCGCCACCAAUGAGACAUAUCGAUCUCCUUUUAAGGAUAACACAUCCCUCUGUAUAUAGCUUAAAUGCCUAACAAAUAAUUCAGGGUCGUCUCAUGCCAGAUCUGGGACCUAUUUUGGCGAAUUUAGUAUCGAUGGAUCUCGAAUCGUUCUGAGGAUUCGAUCAAUGGGAAAGAUUUAAAGUGUUUCGCUUCCAUUUACGUCCAUCUCAUCGAUUAAUCCUCUUUUUUUCUCCCUCCCCCCUCCUUCCCUCAUUCUUCUCAUAUGCUCUCACCUCUUUCAUACAAUCUAGUCUCGAAGAGAAAUCGCUUUUGGUGGCGAGUUUCUUCCAUUCGUGUAAAUGGAAACUUCGAUUUCUUUAUUUUCUCUCCUCUGUAUCCUUUUCUUUCUUUUUUUUUUUUUCUCUCUCAUUCUCCCAAAUUCUUUUUUAAUUUCAUCAUUCGCCAAAGUAUAUUCGCGGUUUAAAAUUUACAGCCAAAAUCGAAUAACUUCCGAUAGAAUUCGAGGAACACGUAGAAAACGAGAAAUCUAGUCGAUCGAACGUUUUUGAAAAUUUUUUCUAGUCAUCAUGUUAUUCCUUGUCUGUGAUACGAUUAAUAUCUUCGUUAACGAUUUCGUGAGAAUAAUUGUGCUACGGUUUACGUUGUAUUGUACAGGAUUGGGCGGUUUUAUUUAAUUAAAUGUUACGUGAAAAAUAAAUUAUCUAAGAAUUAUUUUUAUUACAUUAAAAUUAAGUUAAACAAGUAAAAUUCGUUGAAUUUCUUGCGUUCUUCUGCAAUUAUCAAGUGUAUCAAGUAUAUCAAAAAAAAAUGAAUACUUUUCUCAGGCAAGAAUAUACAAUUAUACCUGUCUCUUGUUACUUUUACAAUAUUUGCUUCUAAUUCUAAUCAUCUUAUGUAUGAUAUGACCAAUAUGUCAAUAACUCAAUAGCUUCAUCGUUUAAUUUAUCCACAAAUUAUCAUUAUUCAAGUAAUUAAAAUGCCACGUAACAAAAUUAUUUCAAUGCUCAAUCCUGAUAGGAUGAAAACUUUUGGGAGAUCCGUUACAAUUUUUCCAUCCUUCUAUUCCCUUCCCUCGCGAGAUUUUUUAAGUAGUAGCCACGGAAGGAUUCCUAAAGUAGGGUGCAACGUUAAUGGAUUCUUUUUCUAGCGUCGUUGAGAAAUAGGUGAAAACCAGGCCGUCCGUUUGUGGUAGUGUUUUAUGAAAAUUACAAGUAGUCUUCCGACAACCCGGACGUAGGAUCGCACAGUAAGAGAGCACAUACAUUCUCUCUUUCUCUCUCUCUCUCUCUUUCUCUUUCUCUGUUAGAAUUAGUUAAUUAAUCGCGUUCCUUUUUAAUUCCCCGAAGAAACCUUUCGUCUGGAUUUUACUCUUUAAAGACUCUUCUACUCUUCCAUCACCAGUGGAUCCAAGAUUAACUCGAUUCAAGUAAUAAGUAAUAAGGUUGACGUCGUGUAUAUAUAUAUAUAUACGUAUGUGUGUGUAUGUAUGUGUGUGUAUGUGUAGGGAUAUUAAAAAUUAUUCAUAUCUUUGACGAUGAGGAGGUAGACGAUGAUGGAACAUCUUUAUACGACAAUUACGAGAGAGAAAAGAAUAUUCGUUGAAAAUUCAAUUCGAUUUUGUUAUUCGAUAUAUGAUAAAGGAAUGAAGGAAGGAGGAGGUUGAUAAAAAAGGAAAGAAGGAGGAGGAUGACACAGAAGGGAAGGAGGAGAAGAAGAAAGAUUUUUUUCAUAGAUUCCAUUUUUUUCAUCGAUUUAUCCGUGAUGUGGUAUUUUUUUAAAAUAUAAACCAUUGGAGGCAGAAAUAUGAAAUUAUACGUCUUCCCUUGUCGCACGGAUGAAGUUCGUUUAAUUUACAAUUAGUUUAAAAGCUUAAACGGAGUUUGCCUUUCACAAGGUUGAAUAACGUUGAACAAUUCUGGUGAGGAGGAAGGGAUGGAACACGUUUAUACGACAAUUGAGAGAAAAGAGGUAUUCAUUGAAAAUUCAAUUCGAUUCUACGAUAUACGAUAAAGGAGGAGAGUAAUAAAGAGAUAGAGGAAGGUGAUAAAGGAGAGGAGGAAGAGAAGGAUGACAAGAAGGGGGAAGGGAGAGGGGGGAGAAGAGAAGAGUGAUAAAGAGGAAGAGGAACAUAAAAAAGACUUUUUUCCGCGUCCCAUUUUUUUUUUUAUCGAGAGUUUAUCUCGCCGAGGUUUUUUAAAAUAAAUAUUGGAAACAGAAAUAUGGAAUUAUUCGCUUAUUAUUUCUCUUGGCAUAGAUGAAGUUCGUUUAGUUCACAAUUAGUUUAAAUGCUUAAACUGAAUUUGCGUUUCACAAAGUUGAAUAAUGUUGAACAAUUCUGGUAAAGAAAUAGAAUAUGUUUAUACGACAAUUAAAUUACGAGAAAGAAAAAAGAAGAAAUUCGUUCGAAAAAUUCAAUUCGAUUUUACGAUACAUGAUAAAAGGGAGGAGGAGAGUGAUAACAAAAAAUAGAGGAAGAGGAAAACGAUAAAGAAAAAGAUGAAGAAAAAGUUGGAUAAAGAAGAGAGAAAAAUGAUGAUAAAAAAGAAAA
Molecule: messenger RNA, 5088 nt
Organism: Apis cerana (Asiatic honeybee)
Lineage: Eukaryota; Metazoa; Arthropoda; Insecta; Hymenoptera; Apidae
Cellular component (GO): nucleus
Molecular function (GO): RNA binding
Source: RefSeq, a predicted model, not a curated record